This is a messenger RNA of Glycine soja, 1084 nucleotides long. Its product is annotated as phosphoenolpyruvate carboxylase kinase 2-like. NCBI's taxonomy places the organism in Eukaryota, Viridiplantae, Streptophyta, Magnoliopsida, Fabales, Fabaceae. Bases 29 to 877 code for a protein of 282 amino acids. Gene Ontology annotation, molecular function: calmodulin binding; ATP binding; calcium/calmodulin-dependent protein kinase activity. Gene Ontology annotation, biological process: protein autophosphorylation; intracellular signal transduction; peptidyl-serine phosphorylation. The record is from RefSeq and is a predicted model, not a curated record. Gene Ontology annotation, cellular component: nucleus; cytoplasm. The transcript has 2 exons.
GCUCUCUAUUUUAUAUAUACACAGAAGAAUGUAUAGAGAAGCAGCGGUGAAGAAAGAGGAAUACCAAGUGUUGGAAGAACUCGGGCGAGGCCGUUUCGGCACCGUGUUCCGCUGCUUCCACCGCACUUCAAACAAAUUCUACGCGGCUAAACUCAUCGAGAAGCGCAGACUCCUAAACGAGGACAGGCGCUGCAUCGAAAUGGAGGCCAAGGCCAUGAGCUUCCUCUCUCCACACCCAAACAUCCUCCAAAUCAUGGACGCCUUCGAGGACGCCGACUCCUGCUCCAUAGUCCUGGAGCUCUGCCAGCCACACACCCUCUUGGACCGCAUCGCCGCCCAAGGCCCCUUGACGGAGCCCCACGCCGCCAGCCUCCUCAAACAGCUUCUGGAGGCCGUGGCGCACUGCCACGCCCAGGGACUCGCGCACAGGGACAUCAAGCCGGAAAACAUCCUGUUCGAUGAAGGGAACAAGCUUAAGCUCUCAGACUUCGGGUCCGCCGAGUGGUUGGGUGAGGGGAGUAGCAUGAGCGGUGUGGUGGGGACGCCCUAUUACGUUGCACCCGAAGUGAUUAUGGGGAGAGAGUACGAUGAGAAGGUUGAUGUGUGGAGCAGCGGGGUCAUUCUUUACGCCAUGUUGGCUGGCUUUCCACCCUUUUAUGGAGAGUCUGCUCCCGAAAUCUUUGAGUCUGUUUUGAGGGCUAAUCUUAGGUUUCCCAGCCUAAUCUUUAGCUCUGUUUCUGCACCUGCUAAGGACCUCCUUAGGAAAAUGAUUUCCAGGGAUCCCUCUAACCGCAUUUCCGCACAUCAAGCCUUGCGACACCCGUGGAUUUUGACUGGGGCUCUCACCACUGCAACUAUAUCCAAUUUUCUCACUUAAUUUGCUGGAAUCAAGCUGUUUAUGCUUCGAGUAGUCUUUCCUAUUAGGUUCUGUUUAUUUUUUCUCAACGGACCCUUUUUACUAACUCAUGUAUAAUAGAGGUUUAAAGAGUUUCAGUUUCGGAUUGUAUAGCAAAUAAGAAUCCUGCAUUUCCCUCCCUUUUCCGUAUCUAAUUAAAUAAAAUAUUAUAAAUAUUUAUCUGCUUUA